Molecule: messenger RNA, 1528 nt
Organism: Mastomys coucha (southern multimammate mouse)
Lineage: Eukaryota; Metazoa; Chordata; Mammalia; Rodentia; Muridae
Product: protein PRRC2C-like
Exons: 4
Biological process (GO): cell differentiation
Source: RefSeq, a predicted model, not a curated record
AUGGAACUGGGAGCCCAUGCAGCCAUGAAGCUUUUGACCUACUCUCUCUGCUGCCUUCAAGAUCCUUUGACACCACUGACAGUUAAGCUGUAUGCCUUCCCUUAUUGCACACCAACAGCAGAGUCCACAAGUUUAUGUGUCUCAGUCCGCAGCAGCUCAAAUCCCAGCCUUCUAUAUGGAUACAAGACAUUUAUUCAAUACCCAGCAUGCGCGAUUGGCUCCACCAUCCCUGGCUCAGCAGCAGGGCUUCCAACCAACCUGGUCUCUCACAGCCAACAUCGGUUCAGCAGAUUCCAAUCCCUAUCUAUGCCUCACUGCAAGGGGCAGCAUCAAGCCCAACUGAGUUUGGGGGCUGGGCCUGCUGUUUCCCAGGCUCAGGAAUUAUUCAGUCCUUCAAUUCAACCGUAUAGAUCGCAUCCAGCCUUUAAGCAAAGCAGUCUUUCCCAGCCUUCCGUGGUCCUCUCUGGUACAGCUAUCCACAACUUCGCAGCUGUCCAGGACCAGGAACUUGCCAAGGCACAGUCAGGUCUUGCCUUUCAGCAGACUUCAAAUACUCAGCCCAUCCCCAUACUGCCUCCAAUCUAUUCUGGACAAGUACAGCAGCUUGGCCAGACAAACUUUUAUAACACUGCCCAGUCACCAAGUGCUCUCCAGCAGGUUACAGUACCUUUACCAGCAUCCCAGCUUUCCCUGACUAAUUUUGGAUCUACUGGACAACCUCUGAUUGCUUUGCCUCAGACUCUUCAGCCCCAGUUAUAGAACACAACCCCACAAGCCCAGGCUCAGAGCUUGAGCCGUCCUGCUCAAGUAAGCCAGCCUUUCAGAGGAUUGAUCCCUGCUGGGACUCAGUAUAUCAUGAUGGCCACCACAGGGAAAAUGUCUGAAAUGGAACUAAAAGUCUUUGGGAGUGGCACUGAUACCAAACCAGGAACACAUCCAAAUGGUGGUCGAAGCACCACGCCAACAUCUAGUCCACUCAGGGCUACAUCAGCAAGUCCAAACAGCCAGUGUAGCAAAAUGAACAGCAUUGUGUAUCAGAAACAGUUCCAGUCAGCCCCUGCCACAGUGAGAAUGGCACAGCCGUUUCCUGCAGUUUUCACCCCAGAGGAGAGCUGUGCAAAGCAGAGAGCAGAGGUUCUUCAGUCCACGCAGCGGUUCUUCUCUUAACAGCAACAGAGCAAACAGAUAGAAGGCAAAGCCCAGAGAGUGGACAAUGGCACAAGUAAACCUGAAACGCUGAGUGACCCUCCUGGUACCUGUCAGGAAAAAGUAGAAGAAAAGCCACCCCCUGCACCCACCAUAACCACCAAACCUGUUAGAACGGGACCAAUCAAACCUCAGGCGAUCAAAAGCGAAGAAACAAAAUCAAAAAGGCUGUGGUUUAUUGGGGGCGGGAGGGCUGGAUAGGGAAAGUGAAGUCAAAUAAUGCCACCAGCCACAGGGGUAAAGUGAUCUGUGACAUUAUCCUGUGAGACACAAGGGGCAUAGAGCAUUUUACACUGACAGAGCUGCUACACCAAUUACAAUG